GACCGAACUGCCGGGCGUCAGUUACAGGUGGCCGGGAGGGGUGACGGGGGCGCCUCCGCAGCGCUGGGUGCGGCGAGGGCGCCCGCGCCUCGGGAGCCUUAGGUGAAGACGCCAAGGAGAGCGCGAGACGUCGGCCGGGAGCUGCCUCGGCUCAGGUGCGCUUCUCCUUCCGGACGGGUCUCCGUCUCUUGAGUCUUUUACUUUCUGUCAAGGGUCGCGGUGGCCUAGGUGCGGCCGGCUGUUCCCCAGUCUCCUCAGGACGCCAGCAGGGUGCGGUGGAGGUGAGGCCGGACCCGCCCGGCGUGGCCCGUGGUCUCGGUGAAGACGCCUGAGCCCAGGCGAGUGUGGCCUCAAGCCUGCCCCUGCCCGCGCUGCUUCGCGAGCCCCAGGUGCUUUUCCGGGCGGGCGAGUGAGGGUAGAAAAUUGGACAAAAGUCCUCAUGCACCAUGUUCCAGAUAUAAUACAUAAUCCAUUUGCAAUAUAUCCUAUUUGUAUGCUUGCCUAACCACCUACCUCUGUUGAUAUUGGAAGUUUUCUGGUUAUUAGAAAUUGAAUGUAAUGGCAGCAGAAUUUAUAAAGAGUUGCUGUAGAGGAUGUUUCUAUGGUGAAACAGAAAAGCACAAGUUUUCUGUGGAAAGGGACUUUAAAGCAUCAGUCUCAAAUAGCCCAAACACCAUCUGUACACCUCCAUUAACUUCUGUUUCAGUAAAGCCCCAAAUUGGCUGUAGUGAGGAUUAUUUGCUUUCCAAAUUACCAUGCGAUGGCAAAGAAGUACCAUUUGUGGUGCCCAGGUUUAAAUUAUCUUAUAUUCAGCCUAGAACACAAGGAACUCCAUCACACCUGGAUGAACUAGAAGGAUCUGCCAGAGCAUCUUUUGGAGAUCAAAAGGCAGAACUUUGCAAUUCAUUCUACCAUGGACCCAGCUAUGAUGUGUAUAAUCCGUGCUAUAUGUAUCAGCACCUUUCACCUGAUUUAAGUAGGCGCUUUCCUCCUCAUUUUGAAACAACAAAAAAGUAUGGAUCUGUUUGUGAUUUAAGGACCAGUAAACUUCCUGGUUCCCCUGGGCUAAGCAAAUCUAUGUUUGAUCUUACAACAUCACCUCAACGAUUCAUCCAGAGACAUGACUCAUUGUCCAGUGUGCCUAGUAGUUCUUCUUCAAGGAAAAAUUCUCAGGGCAGCAACAGAAGUCUGGAUACAAUUACCCUAUCAGGAGAUGAAAGAGACUUGGGGAGAUUGAAUGUGAAACUGUUUUAUAAUUCUUCAGCAGAGCAGAUCUGGAUCACAGUUUUACAGUGCAGAGAUAUAAUUUGGCCCUCUAGUUGUGGAGAUACUCCCACAAUUUCUAUAAAAGGAAUUUUAACUUUGUCCAAACCAGUGCAUUUCAAAUCUUCAGCAAAAGAAGGUUCCAAUGCUAUUGAAUUUAUGGAAACUUUUGUAUUUGCUAUUAAACUACAAAAUCUACAAACUGUGAGGCUUGUAUUUAAGAUUCAAACCCAGACUCCCAGGAAGAAAACCAUUGGAGAAUGUUCUCUGUCACUCAGAACUCUCAGUACACAGGAAAUGGAUUACUCUUUGGAAAUAAUACCACCUUCAAAAAUUUCUGUUUGCCAUUCGGAACUUGAACUGGGCACUUGUUUUCAAGCAGUAAAUAGCAGGAUUCAGCUGCAAAUUCUUGAGGCACAGUACCUUCCAAGUUCAUCAACACCUCUGACUUUAAGUUUUUUUGUGAAGGUGGGAAUGUUUAGCUCAGGAGAGCUGAUUUAUAAAAAGAAGACACGCUUAUUGAAGGCAUCCAGUGGAAGAGUAAAAUGGGGAGAAACUAUGAUUUUUCCACUUACACAGACUGAAAAAGAAAUUCUUUUCCUCAUUAAACUUUACAGUCGAAGUUCUGUAAGAAGAAAACAUUUUGUAGGCCAGCUCUGGAUAAGUGAAGACAGUAAUAAUGUUGAAGCAGUGGACCAAUGGAAAGAGACAAUUACAAAUCCAGAAAAGGUUGUUAUCAAGUGGCACAAGUUAAUUCCAUCUUGAAGACUUGAGGCAUUAAUUUAGUGAAGAAACAACUUGACAGUCUUUUAGAAGAAACAUAAUUUCAGUUUUCUAAAGAUUGUAAUACAUUCUAUUAGAUAUACAAAAUGAAUGAAACGUUUUAAAAUGGUGCCAAAACAGAUGAUAAAAUAAAAUGUACUUUAUUAGGCCAACUAAA
This is a messenger RNA of Peromyscus leucopus (white-footed mouse), 2203 nucleotides long. It is a transcript of the gene Tc2n, whose product is annotated as tandem C2 domains, nuclear. Gene Ontology annotation, cellular component: nucleus. Lineage: Eukaryota; Metazoa; Chordata; Mammalia; Rodentia; Cricetidae. The transcript has 13 exons. The coding region runs from base 559 to 2028 and encodes 489 amino acids. The record is from RefSeq and is a predicted model, not a curated record.